Messenger RNA from Anthonomus grandis grandis, 2700 nucleotides. RefSeq lists its product as uncharacterized. The transcript is spliced from 10 exons. The record is from RefSeq and is a predicted model, not a curated record. NCBI's taxonomy places the organism in Eukaryota, Metazoa, Arthropoda, Insecta, Coleoptera, Curculionidae. The coding region runs from base 166 to 1836 and encodes 556 amino acids.
GUUUACAAAUUUUGACUGAAAUUUAAUUACCAUUUUUUUUUUGUGUAUGCCUUCAAUUAUUCUUGCCUAAAGUGGAAAAACGUCGUUUUAAUUUAUGCGAUUAAUUUGUUCAUUUUAAGCAUGUAAACCCACUUACAAGUCAACUCUUUGUCUUACUAAACUAAGAUGGAUAGGGAGCCACACCAACCUUCAUACAGUGGCGCAGCCUUUUCUGAGCAAGAUAUUACCAGUGAAAGCAAAGAACUAGCCGACGUACAACAACUGAGCCCCAAUACUCUUAAAGUAGCUGCUGCAGAAUGUUUGAAUAACUGGAUAGGAUAUUUACAAAUGCUAAACACUAUGUGUGCAGCCGGUCUUCGCCUCGCCCAAUCCCUGUAUAAUUUAUCACAAAUGCAAAAUGUUCCCAUAGCCACCCAGUGUAUAAAUAGUUGGGAGGAUCUUACUAGAGCUACCGCUGUUGCUAGUAGCUCCGUUAAAAAUCAUAUUGCAGCUGCCAUGCAAGAUAUGAGUAUUGGUGACACAUUUACUGAAUCUGAUGCCCAAAGGCAACUAGACCAUAACCAGCACAUUAUCACCGAAAACCUUUUAACAUUUAUCAACCUCCAAUACCAGUUUUCCAUAGCGAGCUGUGAGAAUUUCGGUUCUAUGGCCCUAUGCCCUUCCUGUCAAACUACCCCCGGGGGAGUACAUAAUUCUGACUGUAGCAUGGCCGCCGUGCAACAGUGUUUCAGUAAACAGGAGACCAGGUCUCAAAUGUCUAGUCCCAGAAUGGAAGAUAUACCCAGACAGCACAGUCCUAUGGCGGACACAAGGGGCUCCUCUCCAUACCAGGAGCAAGCGAGGGGGCCCAGCCCCAUCCAUAGUUUUUCCGACUUUCAUAGGGGACCUGGACCACUGGAAACCCUUAGAGGACCUUUUCCUACUCCAGGACAAUUACACACUAUGAAAUUGCCAUUUCCAGGCAGGGGGGGCCAAAGAUCACCUCUCCAUUUCCCGUUGUUUCCUUUAGGGGGGCCCAGGAGGUGGUCUGAGGUCGCCGCCACCGAUGUCACUGUUGUCUCAGAAGGGGGUCAGGGAGAAGUUACUGCAGCACGCAGAUGGUCUAUGCCCUGGGAUACGGCUUGGGUGGGCGGUGAACCCCCCAAUAAUACUAAUAGUAACCAAAACCGUUCUACUGGGGUGCAAGCUAAACUGUCUGUGCCCAGUGGGGGCCCCAGUAGCUCUCAGGAGCGUAGCAGAAGCACCACACCUGAAUCUGUGACGUCUCAGCCAUCCGCCUCGGCACCCAGUGGGUCUCAGCCGCCGGUUCCGGGGGUGCUGCCGAGCGUCGAGGGUCUCUCGGAGGCGAUUCAAUUGUUGUCUUGUAGGCCCAGUAGAUCCUCGAUACCCACGACGUCGAUUCCGGGACAUUCGUAUGUGCCCGUAUGGGGGGAGACCCACGAGGAUCGGAUGCAUCGUAGGUUAUUCCCGUCGCAAAGAGGUAAUUGGCAAUCGGUAGACGUACCGCACGCGGGCAACAUAAACACCGAUCACUUCGACAUAUUCCCCCAAGGGCUACCGUUAACCUCAAGAAAAAGCAGCUCAUCCACGGACUCCUCCUCUUGUAUGUCAAUCCAUAGUAGAUCGACUAACAGCGGAUCAGAAAGGGGUUCUUCCAGUGAGGCCAGUGGACCAGAGGCCAUAAGACUACAUACGAACCUUUAUUCAAUGUGGAGCGGAAGUGAACAUUUGCCUUUCAUAAGGCUACCGGAGAGUCAAGAACCUUUGGACGAGAGCGACACAGACGAUCCGCCGACAGAGAGGAGUGGGUUCAGUGGUUUUCCGAAACCAACCUAAGAAUUGUAAGACUGAUGUUCUCUUUUUAAGAUCUGAAGGUUAUUAUUAUACAGUAAGAUGUUUAACCCUGAUAAUUAGAGUCCCGAUUUAAAAGCGUAAAAAACUUUAUAAAGCUCGACAAUUUACCUUUAUUUCGUUUCACUUCUUUGAAGUUGAGUCUAACUCUCUAGUGGGACUUCUCUAACAAAAACUGAGGUGAAGCCAAAACUAUCGGAGAUAUCGGUAUCGUUCAAGAGACAUAAUUUAAAGGCCACUAGUGUACCUUUAUGUUAGUUUUUGUUUCAGUUAUCUAUUUAAAUUAGUUUUUGAGAUAUUGUCAUUUUAAGUUGAGUCUAUCGGGACUUCUCAAACAAAAACUGAUAUGAAGCCAAAACUAUCGGAAAUAUCGUCUUUAUUCAAGAGGCAUAUUUUGAAGACCACUAGUGUACCUUUAUUCAAGUUAUUGUUUCAAUUGUCUAUUUAAAUUCGUUUUUGAGAUAUUUUAGCGUGAAGUUGAGUCUAACUUUCUAUUGGGAUUUCUCCAACCCCCCAUGCCCAUCUGUGCUUGCAUGUAUUUACUCACUAUACUAGAAAAAAACGUAUAUAACCAAUGUGAUAAAUAAGAAUAUUGAUGUAGUAUUGUAUUUGGUGGCGACAUUAUAUUUAUGUUUAAUUUUAUGACAAUCAUUUGUGUCAAAAAAAAAAUGCUUUUUAAGUGCUGAAUCUAGUCGUUAGUAUUUUUUUUAAGGUUUUACUCUACUUCGCUGGCCGAAGUUUAUUUAUUAAGUAUUUUAUAUGUCAUUAUGUAAACCUGCAUGUUAAAUGAAAAGUAGAUUGACUCUACCGUUCAUAUUUAACUUAAUAAUGAAUAAAAUUGAUAUUGUA